UUCCUACAAGAACGCUUACAUAACAAUCAAUGAAGCUUCAGCCACCGAUGCAACAGGCCAAUUUCUCUGUGGUGACGGAGUCUAUGAAAGUUGUGGAAGAGUUGUCACUGCCGUCAUUACCAAGUCGCAGGACGUCCGUAUAUCCUACAUAUUAAGACGUGCACUUAACCAGUGCAAUACCACGUUCCAGGCAUCGAAAGCGACAUCCAUUCUCAGGUCGGCUGACAUCUUCAGGCAGUAUGGUUCCAGCUUGUUCAAAGGAACUUGCCGAUGGACCAUCAAUAGCAGACCCGGGUACAAUGUCCGUGUUCGGCUGUUGGAAUCCAGUCUCCCUUCACCUUGCUCUGGAAACAAGAUUAGCGUUGAUGUUGAUGAUCAGGUCACGUUGUCAUGGUGUGGUAAUGACAGUUCUUCGUACACAUCCUAUCACUCUGAGCUGGUCAUCCGGUUCAACAUGUCAAGCAUCGCUGAUGGCCAUGGCUUUACCAUUAACUAUACCGAAGUACAGGAUUCGAGCCCUGGAAUCAUCAGCAACUGUAGAUCUUCUUUUCCUGCUGCUCAGCAGCCCAGAACACUCACCGUGAACUUAAACAUCAACUCUGACCAGGUUUCACGGGGAUAUGAACAAGACAAAAGACAGUGUUACGUGAAACUCACGACAUAUGUGUCCCGUGUGUUGGUAACAGUUCUGCAAUCGUCGCUGCCUUCGCCCUGCUCUAACGACACAGUUCAAGUUGUCGAAGGGCCUUACCUGCGAACAUCCUUGUGCGACGACUCAACACCCACAGUUCAGUCAAUGGGGACCUUUUUGACGAUCAAGUACAACGCCAGUAGUGUAACCAGUGGUUUUGUCACUAUACAAUACAGGGCACUUUCAAAGUCAUGGAACCAAACCCGACCUUGUGGAUUAUCUUACAAUUAUCCAAUCAAGAGUUUCUGGUCUUGGUGGUUGUGUCGCAGUUACCUUUCUUCCGAGAGCAGGAUGCAAACCAUGACAGUAACAAACAAUGACUUCUUCACUGUAUAUCCAUAUUUUCCAAGAAUGACACGGGAAUGGAGGAUCGGGACAAGCAUUAAUAGAUAUGUGUAUGCUGAAAUUGAGACCUAUCAGGGUUUGAGAUGUUCGCAUGGAGUCAUCCAAGUAUAUGAUUGUUCAGAUUCCUGGGACUUCAGAUACUUAGGUUCUUGGUGUGAUGGAAGGGCCAAUUAUACGUUCGGUUCAAGGUCAUGUCUGACUGUGUUCUUCAACGCUACAAACCUCUAUGAAGGGAGCAACACAAUCUUCUCUUUAAAGUACAAGAGUAUACAACAAUUGCCUUCUGGAACAGCAACUAGACCUUCAACAACCUCGGGGCCGUGGAGGACAAGCGGACCAGGUUCAGAGACAACAUUCAGCUCCAACCAAACCGCCGUCAAACUAGGUCCGGUGUUUGGCGUUGUUCUGUUGGUUUUGGCCGUGGCAGGUGCUUUAAUUGCGUAGAGAAUGUAUAACAGAAAGAAAAUGUCACCUUACCAGGACCAUAUCACUGUCACAGCGAAGCGGGUAGUUCUGUAUUUUACGGUAACGCCACCAUCUUUUGCCAAUGCUGUUUACGAAGAAGUGAAGUCACCGGAGAUUGUCAAAGAAGCAGCUAAAGCACCGUAAUCAAUACUUGUAUCUCUAUCAGAAACUUGGUGUCGGGUUUCCCAAGGGUUACGUCGAAGACAAAUCGGCAACCUAUGAUAACUAUCUUCGCGGGGGAAAAGUGCAUCCUGAGAUCUAAAUGACUGACAAUGUAAUAUUCUGGUUUGGGGUUUGUUUUUUUCAAUAUUUCCAUAUUUGUCUUUGAAAGAAGGAACCAAACAUUGAUUUUACUCAAAACACAUAAUUUUCCAGAACAUUCAGCAUGACCAAUAAACGACUCUGAUUAAAACCUGAUCAAUUAUUUCCAUGAUUUUCGUAAACAGUUUAUAUUUUUAACCAAAGUCUCCGUGAUCCCUAUUCCUCCCCAAGAAUAUCCGCUAUAAGUUGACCGAAGAUGAAACAGAUCGGGACUUUAAAUAUGUGUUUGUGUGUGCGCUUGAACUUAAAAAUAACUGUUGCGACAAUUGUGUUUAUUUUGCGAAUGUAUCACAAGACAUUGUAUUAUUAAAUCAUGAAAUCUGU
This is a messenger RNA of Haliotis rufescens (red abalone), 2146 nucleotides long. RefSeq lists its product as uncharacterized. Bases 455 to 1480 code for a protein of 341 amino acids. Lineage: Eukaryota; Metazoa; Mollusca; Gastropoda; Lepetellida; Haliotidae. The record is from RefSeq and is a predicted model, not a curated record. The transcript has 12 exons.